CGUCGUACGUGACGUGCACACGCGAAUUAGACUCGCGUUGCGUUGCGUGUCAAAAACUGUGGCAUUCGGCGGUGUGUUGUGUAGGCCGUUUCUGCACAACAAACCCAGUGCUGGUUGCCGGGCCUGCCGCAGAACGGCCUCCGGAAACUGGCCUGCUAGCCAAACAGGCCCAGGACUCUCAUAGUGGAUCGUGCUGUACGCUGCGUCUCCGACAGCGACAGGUACGCUUUCAGUUCAGCGCCGUUCCGUUCGUGCCCAAACCCCAAAAGCCCCCCGGUGCCCAAGCCUCGCAAACGACCUCGCAGCAAUGGCGACCAGAGCGCUAUCCGUCUCCUCGCUCGCCUCCACGGCCUUCGCCUCCUUGCCGCGACCCGGCAGGCCCUCCUCACCAUCGCCUCCCCUCCUCCGCCUUGUCGCUCCUCGCCCCCGCGCCUCCUCUCUCUCCACCUCGGCCGCCGCCGCCGCCGCCGCACCGGACGACGAGGACGGCGUCGACACCGUGGAGCAGCUCCUGCACCCGCGCCCGCCCGCGGCCGGCUCCCGCGUCCGGAUCGACCGCCUCAUGAAGCUGCAGCGCCGCGCCGACGGCGACCCCGUGCCCGGGGCGGCAGGGCCCGGGGGACGGAGGAGGUGGUUCCCGUACCUGGACGCGUUCCGGCCCGCGGCGGCCGGGGCCGCGGAGCUGUCCAGCGGGGAGGUCAUCGAGGUGCUGGAGCCGCACAUCCUCGAGGCGCGGCGGGACCGGAUUCGGCGAGCCGUUGGCAACCGGAGCUACGCCGUUUGCCUUGUGGUGGAAGGCCUCUCCGACUUCGGCAACGUCUCGGCCGCGUUCCGCUCCGCCGACGCGCUCGGCGUGCAGUCCGUGCACGUCAUAUCCUGUGAUAGCAGCAAAAGGUAUAGAGACAACAGGCAUGUGAGCAUGGGUGCUGAGAAGUGGCUUGACAUUGAGAUAUGGAACUCACCUGCAGAAUGUUUCAGUGCAUUAAAAAAGCGUGGUUAUCGCAUUGCGACCACUUAUUUGGGAACUGAUUCGGUUUGUGUGUAUGACAUGGAUUGGUCUCAACCAACAGCUAUUGUUGUGGGCAAUGAGCUUAGGGGUAUAAGUGAUGAUGCCCUAGAGCUAUCAGAUUUGCACUGUAGUGUUCCAAUGAAAGGCAUGGUCGAUUCGUUUAAUGUAUCUGUUGCAGCUGGAAUCCUCAUGCACCAUGCUGUUUGUGAUAGAGUUUCCCGCCUGGGCCAUCACGGUGAUCUCUUACCUGAAGAAAAUAGAAUAUUGCUUGCUGAGUUCUAUCUGCGACAUAGAGAAAGCACGGCUACUAUAGUUCAUGAAUAUGCCAAAAGGAAGGCAGAAAAUUUUAUGGCCAGACUUUGAGAACAUCCUGAUGCCUACUAACGCAUAGUGUCAGCGAAGAAAUGUGUUUGGCAUUCAAGUGUUGGAUUAUCUGGUGCAUUUUUCUAACGAAAAACGAGGCUAUUUUUCUGGAGAGUACUGUUAGGCUACUUGGGUCUUCAAUUGAUCGAGACGAUGAUUCCCACCAGAUUGCUGGCAAGACUAGGACCCAAACCCAACAAUCGAGCAGAGUUGUCAACAGUUACUCAUACGGUUUUCAGUGACAUGGACUUUUGCUCCCAAUUCCCAAAUUAGACGUUAACUAUGUAUAAGUUUUUGUUAGGAUGGAAGCUUAAUAUGUUUCCACUUGUUUUUCACAAAUGUUGGCAAUGUUCCAAGCUCCAUGUCCAACUGACCGUUAGGACCGGAAGCUGGUACAACAGUAUUAUCAGUAUAACUAUUGUCCUCUGGAGGGCUGAGAACUUGAGAUGUUCUAUGUAUGAAGGUGCCGUGUAAAAGAGCUCCACUUUGUCCA
This is a messenger RNA of Sorghum bicolor (sorghum), 1865 nucleotides long. Its product is annotated as tRNA (guanosine(18)-2'-O)-methyltransferase. The transcript is spliced from 6 exons. The record is from RefSeq and is a predicted model, not a curated record. The coding region runs from base 308 to 1372 and encodes 354 amino acids. Gene Ontology annotation, biological process: tRNA guanine ribose methylation. Gene Ontology annotation, molecular function: RNA binding. Lineage: Eukaryota; Viridiplantae; Streptophyta; Magnoliopsida; Poales; Poaceae.